AUGGCUUCUUCACAGAAACAUGUGCGAAUUCGGGUUCGGUUUUCAUCAGAUUGUCAUGAACCAAGCUGGCUCUUCGUGAACAAGCACACGACGAAAACUAUAUCGGACCUAGCAGAAGUCAUACGAGAUAAAUUUCCAAACACGAAUUCAUUUUGUUUUAAGCUGACAUUGGCUAAUUUCCUGCUACCACCUUGGGAGUCGAUAGAUGUGUUACAGAAUGGGGAUGUCGUACGAGUUCAGUCUGACGAUGAUCAAUGUUCCAAGGCAAGUUUGCAGCAGAAAUCUGCAGAAGCUGGGCAUCAUUCACAAACGUGGAUCUCUUGUCCUGAUCCGACCUCUCAGACCAGUGACCAACCUGUGACGGAAACAAAGAGGGAGAAAAAGACGAAGAAGAAAAGGCAUAAGGAAGAUUCUACAGAGAGACUGAGUAAAGAUGAAGCUUCAGGUUUGGAGGAUCAAGAUGGUGUGUCUACAUGCAAGAAACAGAAAAAAGCCCAUAAAGCCAGAAAAAACAUUGAGCAAGUACAGGGCAAUAGUGGCAAGAAAAAUGAUGUGCUGGAAAAGGCCAGUAAUAACAGAGGCAUAACUUCAGAGACAGCAAAAUGUGAUGAUGGUAGAGGAAAUGCCUCUGUAGACUUCCACCUAGAAGUUGGCAAAACAGACCCAGUCAAGAUAAAAAAGAAUCACUCUGAUGUUGUUGAUAAUCAGGGACACAAGUCAACUGAGCCAUUGAAACAACCUUGUGAUGAGCAGAAUGGAACACUGGACAAAUCUUCACCAUCUUCUGAAAAAGACAAUCAGAAGAAGAACAAACGAAGACGUCGUAAGAGGAAGAAAACACUUGAGAGUCCUGUUGUUGAUGUCAGUGUGGGCUGUACGGUCAUUUCUCAAGUCACCCCGCCAGCCAAGUGGAAGAAAAACCAGAAAGUCUUGAAUACACAUAAACACUUUGGAGAUUCUGAGGAGGAAGAUGACCAGUCCCAGUCUCAGUCCGAGAAUAAUCAGGAUGAAGGGGUCAGGGGAGAUAACUCUGAAGAUGAAAUGGUUAUAAAUGACAAUGGCGUGUCUAUGAGAGAGUCUCAGUAUUGUUCAUAUACAGAGGGGAUAUAUGGUUCAAAUGAGGAGACUGAUUCAAGCAUACAUCAAGCAAAUACUAAAUGGCACGGCAGUAGGAAUAAUAUAUCUGUAAGAGAGACAACCCUUACAAAUGGAACAUCUGUGUUUACUAGAAAACGGAAAUGGAAAUUUCCAGAGCUGACCAAAGACCAACAGCUGGCAACCACAGCCACAAACAAGUCCGUUAUCAUCCAGAAUCCUGCUGAGGAGAAGAUAAAUGUGCUCAAUGGAUGUACUGACCUUAUUCCUGUGGUGAAGUUGUAUGAAGAGUUUCCCUUAUUGACUGGCCCACCACGAUCUGGAGACAAGAUUGCAUAUAAGAUUUUAGAAUUAACCACAGACUACUGCCCUGAAGUAUCAGCGUAUAAGGAAGGAACUGUCAUUAACUAUGAUCCUUCCUCAGAGAUGGUGUCCUUGAAGCUUGUUUUAAAUGAGGAUGAGCCGACAGAAAUCUUACCAAGAAAAUUUGAUGUUCAUAUUGAGGAUGAAGAUCUGCAUCUGACAAAUGUUGAAGAAGUUACAAAUGAGGUUUUACUAAAAUGGAAGUUGCUCCUGCAGCCAAGGCUUCUGGGGUGAAGGAGAAGGGCAUCAGAGUUAUGUGGAAGGUUGCAUGGUGUGAAGGAGAUAGGGCAUCAGAGUCAUGUGGAGGGUUGCAUGGUGUGAAGGAACUAAGGUAUCAGAGUCACAUGGACGGUUGACUGUGGACUGUGGAUGCACCCAGGUGUGGUUCUGAAACAGAGUAAAACAUCGAACUGAGGAGAGAGGUCCAUCCUGCCUUCCUGCACCUAUGACUUGAAGUGCUGAUAAACAUGUUUAAAUCAAGGAUAUAACUUACUGAAAGCCUAAUUGGCUAAACUGCUAGUAUGAGAGCUGUUUUUUAUGGAAACUGCUGAGUGCAAGAAAUUACAAGUAUCAACAUUGAGGUGAAGGGUUUCAAUAAACUUUUGAACUGUUCGGUUGACAAUUAAGCAGCAACUUCCAACCAUUUCAUUAACCUUGAAGUAGGAGUGUUAGUCCUUGUGAGGAGUUAAUCCUCAGACAGGAGUGCUCAAUCCCUCUGUGAUGGGGUUUGGAUGAGAAAUGCGAUAGUUCUGAAGGUGGCUAUCAACCAGGGUUUAAUCCUCAGACAGGAGUGCUUAAUCCCUCUGUGGUGAGGUUUGGCUGAGAAUUGUGACAGUACUGAAGGUGGCUAUCAACCAGGAGUUAAUCCUCAGACAGGAGUGCUCAAUCCCUCUGUGGUGAGGUUGGGCUGAGAAAUGUGACAGUACUGAAUGUGGCUAUCAACCAGUAGUUAAUCCUCAGACAGGAGUGUUCAAUCCUGCUGUGGUGAGAUUUGGCUGAGAAAUGUGACAGUACUGAAGGUGGCUAUCAACCAGGAGUUAAUCCUCAGACAGGAGUGCUCAAUCCCUCUGUGAUGGGGUUUGGAUGAGAAAUGCGAUAGUUCUGAAGGUGGCUAUCAACCAGGAGUUAAUCCUCAGACAGGAGUGCUCAGUCCCUCUGUGGUGAGGUUUGGCUGAGAAGGUGGCCAUCAAACAGGAUUUAAUCCUCAGACGGGAGUGCUUUAUCCCCUGUGGUGAGGUUUGGCUGAGAAAUGUGGCAGUACUGAAUGUGGCUAUC
Messenger RNA from Liolophura sinensis, 2733 nucleotides. RefSeq names its product coilin-like. The record is from RefSeq and is a predicted model, not a curated record. Bases 1 to 1692 code for a protein of 563 amino acids. Gene Ontology annotation, cellular component: Cajal body. The transcript is spliced from 7 exons. Gene Ontology annotation, molecular function: U2 snRNA binding; U1 snRNA binding. Gene Ontology annotation, biological process: spliceosomal snRNP assembly. Lineage: Eukaryota; Metazoa; Mollusca; Polyplacophora; Chitonida; Chitonidae.